GCCCCGCCCCGGGAUGGGAUGGCCCGGCCCGGCCCACUGGACGCGUUCGGAGAUUUCCCGCUCCCGGGCUGUCGGGCAGAGGGAGGCAGAGACGUUCGGUAGAUGGGAGCGCGGGCGGCUCGGACCCGCAGCCGGCAAGCGUUUCGUUUCCUCGACUGAAGCGCUGCGCCUGGAAGAGGAACUUGCUUGAGGCGAGGGGCGGAAAUCCCCCUCCUGCGGGACCCCGCUCGCCGACCUGAGAGGGCGGAGAGGCAGCGGAGGCCAUGAACGGCGCCGGCGGCAGAAAGGAGCGGGGCAGGCGGGGAUCGCGGCCCGCCGCCCCGCGGGGCCGGGGGGCGGCGAGGGGAGCAGCCCGCAGCUCUUCGCGGGGCCGCGGCCGGGGCGGCGCCGCGACCACCAAGGCGCCGCAGAGGGACGGAUCCGUCGCCCGACGUGGCCGCCCGGCUCGGCCAGCCUCCAUCGUUCGGAGCCUGCCGGCGGAACCGGCACCGUGCGGCGAGGAGGCGCCGUCGGCUUCUCGGAGCAGGGCAGCAGCUGCUAGAACGCCGGCGACGCGGAAACGAACGACGUUGCCUGACGGGGCGGUCGCGGCUCCCGUGUCCACCCGCCGCCCCCCCCCAGCAGCAGCGGGCGGCCUGAGGCUCCGGGAGGUGCUGUCGCGGCUCACCCUGGGCCGCCAGGACGUGUCCGAGGCGUCGGGGCUAGUGAACCAAGUCGUCUCGCAUCUGAUCCAGGCCAUCCGGAGCACGAACUGCAGCUUCAGCUCCAUCGACAUCCUAGGCGCCGGCAGCUACUACGAGCGCGUCAAGAUAUCUGAACCAGAUGAGUUUGACAUCAUGCUUGUAAUGCCUGUCUCGAGACUUCAGCUGGAGGCAAGUGAUGAUACUGGAGCCUAUUAUUAUGCAUCAUUCAAAAGAAAUCCAAAAGAAAAGUAUUUGUUGAAGUUUUUAGAUGAAGAUGGCAAAUUAUCAGCCUUUAAAAUCAUUCAAGCACUACGAGAUAUUAUUAAACGAGAAGUAAAAAACAUCAAAGAUGUGGAAGUAACUGUGAAAAGGAAAAAGGCUGGAAGCCCUGCAAUAACUCUUCUGAUCAAAAAUCCUCCAGCAGAAAUAUCAGUGGACAUCAUCUUGGCUUUGAAAGUUCAGCAAAGCUGGCCACCCAGCACACAGGAUGGCCUCAAAAUUGAACAGUGGCUGGGAAGAAAAGUCAGAACAAAGUUCAGAAAUGAACCACUCUAUCUAGUAGCCAAACAAAACAAAAAAGAAAAGGUUCUAAGAGGAAACACCUGGAGACUCUCUUUCUCUCAUAUCGAGAAGGCCAUGAUGAACAACCACGGCAACUCAAAGACAUGUUGUGAAUCUGAUGGACCAAAGUGUUGUAGGAAAGGUUGCCUUAAGCUUCUGAAGUAUCUCCUAGAGCGACUUAAAAUGAAAUAUCCAAAGGAACUGGAAAAAAUCUGUUCAUUUCAUGUCAAAACUGCUUUUUUCCACUCCUGUGUCACGUGGCCAAAUGACACAGACUGGUGCUCGGGAGACCUGGAUCACUGCUUUCAGAAAUACCUGGGAUAUUUUCUGGAUUGCCUGCAAAAGUCUCAUCUGCCACACUUUUUUAUUCCCCAAUACAAUUUGCUCAGCGUGGAAGAUAAAGCGAGCAGCGAUUUCCUUUCAAGACAAAUAAACUUCCAAUUGAACAAUGGAUUCCCAGUAUUUCAGGAGAGGUGUUAAAUGCACUGUUUACAGUGACUCUCACCAUAUAG
Messenger RNA from Calypte anna (Anna's hummingbird), 1756 nucleotides. It is a transcript of the gene CGAS, whose product is annotated as cyclic GMP-AMP synthase. NCBI's taxonomy places the organism in Eukaryota, Metazoa, Chordata, Aves, Apodiformes, Trochilidae. Gene Ontology annotation, biological process: DNA damage response; activation of innate immune response; positive regulation of defense response to virus by host. Gene Ontology annotation, cellular component: cytosol; nucleus; site of double-strand break. The record is from RefSeq and is a predicted model, not a curated record. The transcript is spliced from 5 exons. Gene Ontology annotation, molecular function: chromatin binding; double-stranded DNA binding; 2',3'-cyclic GMP-AMP synthase activity. The coding region runs from base 264 to 1724 and encodes 486 amino acids.